Messenger RNA from Meira miltonrushii, 1768 nucleotides. RefSeq names its product eukaryotic translation initiation factor 5C. The record is from RefSeq and is a predicted model, not a curated record. The coding region runs from base 220 to 1518 and encodes 432 amino acids. Gene Ontology annotation, molecular function: protein binding. Gene Ontology annotation, cellular component: cytoplasm; membrane. NCBI's taxonomy places the organism in Eukaryota, Fungi, Basidiomycota, Exobasidiomycetes, Exobasidiales, Brachybasidiaceae. The transcript has a single exon.
CUCUUACAAUUGCUUCUCAUCAUCAUUCCUUCUCCACCAUCGCGAUCAUCUUGUGUGUUUGGCUGAAAGUUUUUUGCUCAAAAAAACACUUUCACCUACGACACCCUUCUCGGAUCUCUGAUAAACGACAAAGGAAUCUUGCCUUUGUUCUCCAUCUUCUCUUGGUCUUUUCACCCAUCUUUUUUUCCGCUCAACAAAACCAAUCCUUCAAAGCGGUUCAUGACCUCUACGCCUCCGCCAACGGCCGCGCCACAAAAAGCGGAGAAGCCAUCGUUAAGUGGCGUUAAGAUUAAACAAAGAAAAGGUGUUGCAAAAAGUCAAGCAAAGUUUGAACCGGAAGAAUUUGCAGAACAACUUUUGAAAUUUUUAGAACCCGUUCAAGAGAAUGAUUGGGAAGGCGUUUUACAAGCAUUAGAUAAAGCAGGAAACACUCUCGAUUAUCGUAAAUAUUCCGAUCAGUUUUUCGAAAUCUUCUUCACAGGUGGUUUAUUGGCUCCUGGAGGAUCUUAUUUGGACGAAGAUAUCCCUUUGAGCAAAUUUUCCGUCUUUGCUUCAAAGGCUGCCGAUAUCGAAAAUGUCAAACCGAUCGUCAGCACGCUAGAGAAGUUGAUCAGAAGAUUCAAAUUCUUACAAAAGCCUUUGGAGGAACAAAAUUUGAGCAAUUUGAUCCAAUAUGCUUCUCGUUAUCCGGUCGAAGAGCGUAAGAAGCUGGCAGUAGCAACAGCUUUGCUUAUCCAAAUGAAUUUGGUCAACGCAAACGUUUUGUUGACGUUGCAAAAGGAGCAUUUGGUCAAAGAAGGCGUCAGUUUGGGUUUCAUGGAAGUCGUCUUCCGCACCUAUCUUGCUGAAAACAGUAUGGAUUCUUUGGGCUCUACAUUGCGCAAAGGAGGUGUGAAAGAUCCUUUACUCUUCUUUCCCCAAACUCGUCGUUCACAACCUGGUUUGGUAGGAACCCAUUUCCGUUCUGCAGGCCUGGCACCUGUGGCUGAUUAUUUCUCCCGUCGUGCUACCCGUGAAACUCGGGAUAGCGUUGUACAACGUAUCAAGGAAAUGCGUGGAGCAGACGUAGAAGAAAGCGAAAAAGCUUCUGAUGAAGAUGUGGUGGACUUUUUGAAGGAAGUACGUGAACGACACGGAUUGGCUUUGGAAGAAUUUGUGCCGAUCGUUUGGGAUGCUUUAUUGUCUGUUGUGACGUGGGAUGCAAGCGCAGAAAAGCAUGAUGCACAAGCAUUAAAGGAAGUCAAAUCGAUGGCACCCAUCUUGGAACCUUUUUGCAAUAAUGCCAAAUGCGAAAUAGUCUUGAUCAAUACGAUUCAGGUCAAUGCACAUGAAGAUACUCGUUUAACCAAAGCGUUCCCGAAUAUUCUCAAAGUGCUUUACAACGAUGAUGUCUUAUCCGAUCAAGCCAUCUUGUAUUGGGCACAAAAAGGUGCUAAGCCACAAGGAAAAGCUCAUUUCCUAAAAGUGACUGAACCUCUUGUGAAGUUCUUGGAAGAGCAAAGCGAUGAUGAAGAAUGAGCGGUUCGCUUUCUCUUUCCCGCAACGAAUUUUGAUUGCAGCGGUACAGAUUAGCAUGUAUAUUCUUGCAAUAAAAAUGAAAAUUGGCGAUUCUUAAUCGCAAUGAACUCAGACUGGAUCUGUCACCGUGUGAAAAGCGGACAUUUUUCCUCAGCGGAACGGUCAUCACCAUCUCAUGAUUUGUCUUGAGUGUUUCACCGCAAUCAAUGAAUUUGCCAACAGAUUUUUACAUCAUGCUCUCUUCAAUUCG